Molecule: messenger RNA, 1371 nt
Organism: Labrus bergylta (ballan wrasse)
Lineage: Eukaryota; Metazoa; Chordata; Actinopteri; Labriformes; Labridae
Gene: foxi3b
Product: forkhead box I3b
Biological process (GO): cell differentiation; anatomical structure morphogenesis; regulation of transcription by RNA polymerase II
Molecular function (GO): DNA-binding transcription factor activity, RNA polymerase II-specific; RNA polymerase II cis-regulatory region sequence-specific DNA binding
Source: RefSeq, a predicted model, not a curated record
AUGUCUUCAUUUGAGGCCCAGGGCCAGUCUCCUCCUAGGUGUGGCCCACAGUUCCCAAGCCUGGGCCAGGAGCCUCCCGAGCUCAGCAUGUACAGCGACUGCUAUUACCCUCCUCCCUCCCUGCCGAGUCCUCAGCGCACCACGCCGACCUCCUACGACCUGAGCGACUACACCACCUCCUCUCCAAACCCUUACCUCUGGUUCAAUGGCUCUGGCCUCAACACAUCACCGUACCUGGCCACCACCGGCCCGCCUGGCAACCCCGGCCCGCCCUUUGUCCCUCAGCACUACGGCAUACAGAGGCCUUACCUAGGUCCUACUGGGUCCGGGGGUCCGGGAGGGGAGCUGAGCUGGUUCUCUCUGCCCUCACAAGAAGACUUGAUGAAGCUGGUCAGGCCACCGUAUUCCUACUCCGCUCUCAUCGCCAUGGCUAUCCAUGGAGCACCAGACAGGAGACUGACCUUGAGUCAGAUUUACCAGUAUGUCGCUGACAACUUCCCUUUCUAUAAUAAGAGUAAAGCAGGCUGGCAGAACUCCAUCAGACACAACCUGUCGCUCAAUGACUGCUUCAAAAAAGUACCAAGAGAUGAGGAUGAUCCAGGCAAGGGUAACUACUGGACGCUUGACCCAAAUUGUGAAAAGAUGUUUGACAAUGGAAACUUCCGCCGCAAAAGGAAGAGGAAGUCUGAUUCUGUCCUUGCUGGUGAUGGCGGUCCGGGGGCUCCAGAGUCAGGUGACAGCGAGAGGGGCAGCCCCAAACACUCUGCCUCCCUUAACAUCUCCCCCACAGCGGACAGGAUCCCCUCCCCUUCGCCGUCAGGUCCCGCACCUUGUCUAAGCAGCUUCUUAUCUGAGAUGUCUGGAGUGACAGCCGGGGCAGCUAAUGAGGUGGGGGGUGAUGGGUUGAGCCGGCCCCUGCAGAUCAAUCUUUCCCUCGACGGGCCUCAUCGACCCCUCCAACCUGGAAGCUUCAGCAGCUACUCCUCCAACUCAGGUGGCCCAGAGUGGGUGCCACAAGUGCCAGGUACACCUGUGCUCUCCUCUUCGCCCACCCAUUCUUCCCUAGGCUACACAAGCCCCAUCCUCAGCCAGUACUCUGGCUCCAGUGGGCAUUUCUACCCCACAUUGGGCUCAACAGGAAUCAUCUAUCAUCGUGAGGGCACAGAGGUUUAAUCAGACAUUUGGGGGGGGAAGUUUGUUUUAAAAAAUGACUUUUCACUUGUCCGGUCACUUUAGUUUUUGAGAGGCUCUGAAAGACACAAAACACACACACACACACACACACACACACACACACACACACACACACACACACACACACACACACACACACUAUGUUUGUGCUGACUGAGACAGUGGAGAUCUCUAUAC